GCAACGGAUGCUGCUCGGUGGUGCGCCCUUUUUUAUUCUAAUUUUUACAAUAAGCAGACUGCUUGAAGUUUCUCUCAUACAAACGUUUUAAGUGACUGAUCUUCAGGAACUAACUACGCACCACAACGGCUUGGUUUAUUGGUCAAGAGCUGCACAUUGUCAACUCAUGACGCAGCAGCAGCACCUAUCCGAGAGUGGGACAUUGACACCUGACUGCUUCAUCUCUUGACUCGCCGGUCUACCCCAUCACGACCACUCCGGUUCUGCAGUGCAGGGACUGUUGCGUUAUAUGGAAGUGGAGUCUGAGCCUCCUGCCGUGGUCAUGCUGCCCCCAAAGAAUUGCCUGCCGAGGAAUUACAGCUGCAUAGCUGGACUUUUCGGAAGCCUGGCAGCAGCAAACCCGCGGCUUGAUGAUGGGGAAGAUUUUGACUUGAAGAACGGCACUUGUGAGCCCAUUGAGAGCCCCGUGGUGGACGAAAGACCACGGGGGAGAGAGCUCUUACUGAAACCUCCACAGAGUCCAAGCCUGCGUCGGAGGUGCAAGUCGCUCCCCACACCCACAGAGAGAGCAAAGUUAGAGAUCUCCCGCAGCAGAAGUCCAUCUAGUCAGAAAAAAGUCCGAUUUGCCGACUCCCUAGGGUUAGAGCUCAUCUCGGUGAAACAUUUUGAUGAUACAGAUGAGCCAGAGGUGCCGGAGCGCAUAUUGGCCAAACUACCCCGUAAUAACCUGGCCACGAAAUUCCCCCGGGCUCCUACACAGUCUGUGUUCGUGGAGCUGCUGUUCACCAACCCGGGCACACUACCCGGCUUUGAGCAGAAAGUGAGGGAGGUGAAAGUCAUGUUGGAGAGCGUUGAGACAGACGAUUUCAGCCUCUCCGGGUUUGUGCGCGUUUUGAAUCUGGCUUUCGAAAAGAGCGUCUUUUUACGGUAUUCUCUAAACAACUGGAUAACAUUCAUGGACAGUUUGGCAUGCUAUGUUCCUGAGUCAAGCAACGGUGACACCGACAGGUUUUCUUUCAAGAUCGUCAUGCCUACAUACCUCGAGAACGGAGGUACACUGCAGUUUGCCAUUAAAUACUGUGUGGACGGGGAAGAGUUCUGGGACAAUAAUAACGGGAACAACUACAAAGUGCGGCGUCACAGGUUCAAGAUGUCCCCACCACGAGAAUGGGAGAAUGGAUGGAUUCACUUUAUCUGAGCUUUGCCGUCUGCAGUGGCACACUGCGUGCGUAAUUUGUGCGUAAAUUGAUCCCCGGGUACCUUAAUUAUGACUAUAGCCUGUUAAUGGGUAUUUUAUUUCUACCAGUCAGCUACACACAUGCUGUGACACAGUAAAUUAUUCCCUACAUUAUUUCGAAUAUUUGCCCCCUUGUGGUAACAGAUUAGAGUCUAUAAGCGUUUGGUAGAUGCUCGG
Messenger RNA from Scomber japonicus (chub mackerel), 1414 nucleotides. Its product is annotated as protein phosphatase 1 regulatory subunit 3E. The transcript has a single exon. Lineage: Eukaryota; Metazoa; Chordata; Actinopteri; Scombriformes; Scombridae. Gene Ontology annotation, molecular function: protein phosphatase 1 binding; glycogen binding. Gene Ontology annotation, cellular component: protein phosphatase type 1 complex. Gene Ontology annotation, biological process: regulation of glycogen biosynthetic process. The record is from RefSeq and is a predicted model, not a curated record. The coding region runs from base 290 to 1198 and encodes 302 amino acids.